Molecule: messenger RNA, 1813 nt
Organism: Tuber melanosporum (Perigord truffle)
Lineage: Eukaryota; Fungi; Ascomycota; Pezizomycetes; Pezizales; Tuberaceae
Exons: 7
Coding region: 108-1697 (529 amino acids)
Biological process (GO): protein N-linked glycosylation
Cellular component (GO): endoplasmic reticulum membrane
Molecular function (GO): dolichyl pyrophosphate Man9GlcNAc2 alpha-1,3-glucosyltransferase activity
Source: RefSeq, a predicted model, not a curated record
GCAAAAGUUACGAGUAGGGCUACGGUAUCAUACAGUAACAGCGGGCUACAAGAACGGCUACUUUUCGCUCCAUCCUCCCGUUCGAUCUUCAAUGACCCUGCUUCACAAUGUCUUCACCACAGCAUGGAGCUUAUAAGCCGCGUACGAAGAAGCCCAAGGCCACCCGCUCCGUCUCAUUUUCUCUGCCUGCGCUACCGUUCCCCUUAGCAUCGUUUUUACACCCGCUUCGCUCGGCUUCGUCCCAAUGGCUUGUUCUACCGGUAUUACUUAUGGUUUCGAUUCUAUUCCGAUGGGCUGUUGGGUUGGGGCCUUAUUCCGGAAUGGCGGCACCACCGAUGCACGGUGACUUUGAGGCUCAGAGACACUGGAUGGAAGUCACGACGAACCUACCCGCAAAGGAAUGGUACUGGCAUGAUUUGGAGUGGUGGGGAUUGGAUUAUCCUCCCCUCACGGCUUACCAUAGUUGGCUUCUUGGAGUGAUUGGUGGUGUGAUUAAUCCGGAUUGGUUUGUGCUUUUCGCCUCCAGAGGAUUGGACGAUGUCGCAUUGAAGACUUUCAUGAGAGCUACUGUGCUAGCCUCCGAAUUUUUGAUCUAUGUGCCGGCGGUGGUAAUUUUUGUCCGAGCCUUUGGUAGGCAGGCGGACUUGAGCAAAUAUGAUAAGGGAGUUGCGCUUGCGGCGAUUCUGAUGCAACCGGCUCUCAUGAUUAUUGAUCAUGGACACUUUCAGUACAACUCGGUCAUGCUCGGGCUUACUCUUCUCGCAGUUGAUUGCUUCAUUACCGAGCACAUUUACUGGGGCUCCUUCUUUUUCGUCCUCUCCAUAUCCUUCAAGCAGAUGGCGCUUUACUACGCACCAAUUAUCUUCGCCUACCUUCUCGGACUUUGCGUGCACCCCAACACCAACAUUCCAAGACUCGUUCUUCUAGGAGCAACUGUCAUCGUCAGUUUUGGUCUUGUGUUUGCACCACUAGUAGUUUUCGGAGGAAAGGAGCAGAUUGCUCAAUGUUUGUUCCGUGUAUUUCCGUUUGCUAGAGGGCUCUGGGAAGACAAGGUUGCCAAUUUCUGGUGCGCUGCCAAUAUACUUAUCAAGUUCCGGGAAAGGUUUGAUUCGGGAAUGCUCCAAAAAGCUAGUCUCAUUGCGACAUUUGUGGCGAUCCUCCCACCCUGCUCGAUACUGUUCUUUAAUCCUCAAAAGAGGCUACUGCCCUUGGGACUUGCAGCAUGUGCAUGGGGCUUUUUUAUGUUUUCGUUCCAGGUUCAUGAGAAGAGUGUCUUAUUGCCAUUGGUGCCUACCACCCUCGUGCUUGCCGGGAACUUGGACAAGAAUACUGUUUCCUGGGUUUCGUGGAUGAACAAUGUUGCUAUGUUUAGCAUGUGGCCACUCCUCCGCCGUGACGGGCUUCAACUACAGUACACUGUCCUCACAUUGCUCUACGCCUGGCUAAUGGGUACCUUUGAGCAUCUCCCAAAACACUGGUUUGGAAAGUUAGUCCACGUGGGAAGCUACGUUUCCAUCCUAGUCACCCACUUUGCGGAAGCCUUUUUGCUCAAAGGCCUUCUACAGGAAUACCCAGACCUGUGGGUGGUGGCCAACGUUGAAAUAUCUUUCGGCUGUUUCACGGUGGCUUGGAUAUGGGUUCUCUGGCGACUCUGGAAAGAGAGUAGAAAGGGAAGGAAGAAGCCAAAGCGGGAGUAGGGGAGUAAAAAUCAUAAAUAUAUUCGUGGCUUCCCCUCCUAAUACACUUUAAUGUAGAUUUGUUUGCAUUGGAGCCGGCUUAUGAAAUAAACAAAUAAAUAGAUGAGUUGAACCAA